Messenger RNA from Chondrus crispus (carragheen), 882 nucleotides. RefSeq lists its product as hypothetical. Gene Ontology annotation, cellular component: nucleosome. NCBI's taxonomy places the organism in Eukaryota, Rhodophyta, Florideophyceae, Gigartinales, Gigartinaceae. Gene Ontology annotation, molecular function: structural constituent of chromatin; DNA binding. The transcript has a single exon. The record is from RefSeq and is a predicted model, not a curated record. Bases 1 to 882 code for a protein of 293 amino acids.
AUGGCUCGAACCAAGCAGACGGCGAGGGCUUCCACCGGCGGGAAGGUACCACGCCGCGCUAUCGCCACUAGGGCCGCCCGCCGUUCAGCGGGCGUGUGGCGACAGAACGGCCAGGACGUCACCGAAAGGGCGUCUCAUGGCGUGAAUUGCCCUUUCAUCGACUUCGAAGACCCAAGUAAUGCCGAACAUCUCCCUGACCUUUGGGAGCACGCGGGACGUUCCGACGUCUCCGCGCUUCGGUACCAAGUAAGAAAUGGUUCUUUCCGAAUCAAAUAUAAGGAAGUGGGCAACUGGGCGUCCGUCGUAGCGGCCGUAUCUGCCGCCGGGGCCCGGCUUCUCUUCGAGGCCCAUGUGUUGGCCUUCGUAUCGGCCCGCCUCGCUCGCAAGGCAUGGUUCACCUCCGACCGCUGCUACCGGCUGGGGCUCACCGAGAGUCACAGCGACGGGACGGAGUACACCUGCUGCGACGACCCAGAGUGGGUCGUCGAAUUUGUCUGGUACUCUGAUGGCGGUAACGGCGAGGUCAAGGGUUGCCACUACGCCGUCGGAGAGGGGAGUCCAGAGAAGUACAUGAUACUUCUCUACACGAUGACCUUCGAUCGCGUGCCCUCUGCGAACGGCACCGCCCGCCGGGGCUUCAACUCUUCCUUCGGUAAGGAGUGCUCAACGCGUAUGGACGCUAUUCUGGCUAUCGACAAUUGGUGUAGCCAGAAUGAGAGGGAAGAGGAAGCGAGUGAACUUUGCUAUGUCACGCGUCUCCCCACUCGCUUCCCGGUACCUUUGCACGUCCCGGACCGUAGCGUUCCAAGACAAUACCGUCUUGUGCAUCCGGUCUGCGGUCUGCAACGCUAUGUUCCUUGUCGUUGGUCGCGGUGCUGCUGA